AUGACCCGGCCCUCACAACCCUUCCCUCACAACCCGUCCCUCACCCCGUCCCUCACGCUCCUUCCCUCACCCCGUCUCUCACAACACUUCCUUCACACCCCGUCCUUCACAACACUUCCUUCACAACCCUUCCCUCAUAACCCGUCCCUCACCCCGUCCCUCACGUCCCUUCCCUCACAACACUUCCUUCACAAUCCUUCCUUCACAGCACUUCCCUCACAACACUUCGCUCACAACCCGUUCCUCACAACACGUCCCUCACAACCCUUCCCUCACAACACUUCGCUCACCUCAUCCCUGAUUCCGUCCCUCACCCCGACCCUCAAGUCGCUUCCCACAUCCCCACUUCCAUCACAACACUUCCCUCACAACCCUUCCCUCUCCCCGUCCCUCUCCCCGUCCCUCACAGCGCUUCCCUCACAACCGUUCCCUCACAACCCUUCCCUCACAACCCGUCCCUCAGAACACGUCCCUCACAACACUUCCCUCACCUCAUCCUUGAUUCCGUCCCUCACCCCGACCCUCACGUCGCUUCCCACACCCCGUCCUUCACAGCACUUCCUCCACAACCCUUCCCUCAAAACACUUCUCUCACAACCCUUCCCUCACAACCCUUCCCUCUCCCCGUCCUUCUCCCCGUCCCUCACAACACUUCCCUCUCCCCGUCCCUCUCCCCGUCCCUCACAACCCUUCCCUCUCCCCGUCCUUCUCCCCGUCCCUCACAACCCUUCCCUCUCCCCGUCCUUCUCCCCGUCCCUCACAACCCUUCCCUCUCCCCGUCCUUCUCCCGUCCCUCACAACCCUUCCCUCUCCCCGUCCCUCACAACACUUCCCUUACAACACUUCGUUGACAACUCUUCGCUCACAACACUUCCCUCACAACCCUUCCCUCACAACACUUGA
Messenger RNA from Haliotis rufescens (red abalone), 903 nucleotides. Its product is annotated as vegetative cell wall protein gp1-like. Lineage: Eukaryota; Metazoa; Mollusca; Gastropoda; Lepetellida; Haliotidae. The transcript is spliced from 2 exons. The coding region runs from base 1 to 903 and encodes 300 amino acids. The record is from RefSeq and is a predicted model, not a curated record.